GAGUGAGACUGCAAAUAUUUCACUGCCACCGCAAUGAACACCAAACUAUUUACAAGGUCUAUUUCCCAGCUCACAAAACAGAUCUACCUUCAUCCGUCGUAUAAGAUCAGUUUUGGUAAGGCCGAGAACUCGUUGGCGAUUGGUCUGUUUGCCACGCCCGAUCUCACCAGAGAAGCUUUUGUUCCAAACCCUCAAUUCCUUCCAAAGUUGAACCAACUAAUAGGUGAAAGGGUCCACGAAGACUUCACGUUCAUAAUGGAGGCCAGCGUUAAUGCGAACUCAUUCAUGCCCAUUUACGAUCUCAGAGACGUACCCCGGUAUGGCCGAAUCCCUGAGAUUGAUAGUGUAUUUGGGUAUUUACAAGUGAGCGAUAAAGGGGAAAUGCUUAAAGGCACAUACCAGAACAAUGAUAUGUAUCAGUUGUACAACUCUACGGGGUUGAUUAUGUUAUCGGACUUUCUUCUUGAGGAGGUCAGAAAGCUCUAGAGUCUGUAAAUAGUUAAACCACACUCAACACCGGGACCACAGGUAAGGACCCAUACACCAUAGUAGACCACAGGUCAGGACACAUACACCAUAUAGACCAUAGGCGUAUCACGCCCUACCCAUACCACACCUGGUGCAAAAACCGAAAUCAAACUUCGGAAUUUAGUAGUCAGCCCGGGUCCCUAUCAGGAACCCGAUAAAGUAAGUCGC
Yamadazyma tenuis ATCC 10573 is the source of this 696-nucleotide messenger RNA. NCBI's taxonomy places the organism in Eukaryota, Fungi, Ascomycota, Pichiomycetes, Serinales, Debaryomycetaceae. The record is from RefSeq and is a predicted model, not a curated record.